Messenger RNA from Cinclus cinclus, 1251 nucleotides. Its product is annotated as GDNF family receptor alpha-4. Gene Ontology annotation, cellular component: signaling receptor complex; external side of plasma membrane. NCBI's taxonomy places the organism in Eukaryota, Metazoa, Chordata, Aves, Passeriformes, Cinclidae. Bases 1 to 1251 code for a protein of 416 amino acids. Gene Ontology annotation, molecular function: glial cell-derived neurotrophic factor receptor activity. The transcript has 7 exons. The record is from RefSeq and is a predicted model, not a curated record. Gene Ontology annotation, biological process: nervous system development.
AUGGCGGAGGGCGCUGGCCCCAGCAGGGACUGCCUGCAGGCGGGCGAGUCCUGCACCACCGACCCCGUGUGCAGCGCCAAGUUCCGCACGUUGCGCCAGUGCAUCGCGGGCAACGGUGCCAACAAGCUGGGCCCCGAUGCCAAGAGCCAGUGCCGCAGCACCGUCAGCGCCCUGCUCUCCAGCCAGCUCUACGGCUGCAAGUGCAAGCGCGGCAUGAAAAAGGAGAAGCACUGCCUCAGCGUCUACUGGAGCAUCCACCACACGCUGAUGGAAGGCAUGAAUGUCCUGGAGAGUUCCCCUUACGAGCCUUUCAUCAGGGGCUUUGAUUAUGUCCGGCUGGCAUCCAUCACUGCAGGCUCUGAGAACGAGGUGACACAGGUGAACCGCUGCCUGGACGCCGCCAAGGCCUGCAACGUGGAUGAGACGUGCCAGCGGCUGCGGACGGAGUACGUGUCCCUGUGCAUCCGGCGCCUGGCCCGCGCCGACGCCUGCAACCGCUCCAAGUGCCACAAGGCCCUGCGCAGGUUCUUUGACCGCGUGCCCCCGGAGUUCACCCACGAGCUGCUCUUCUGCCCCUGCGACGACACGGCCUGCGCCGAGCGCCGCCGCCAGACCAUCGUCCCUGCCUGCUCCUACGAGGCCAAGGACAAACCCAACUGCCUGGCACCCCUGGACUCCUGCCGCGAAAACUACGUCUGCAGGUCACGCUAUGCAGAAUUCCAGCUGAACUGCCAGCCGUCACCCCAGGCUGCGAGCGGCUGCCGCAGGGACAGCUACACUGCCUGUCUGCUGGCCUACACCGGCAUCAUCGGCAGCCCCAUCACCCCCAACUACAUCGAUAACUCAACGUCCAGCAUCGCUCCCUGGUGCACCUGCAACGCCAGCGGGAACCGGCAGGAAGAGUGCGAGAGCUUCCUGCACCUCUUCACCAACAACAUCUGUCUGCAGAACGCCAUCCAGGCCUUUGGCAACGGGACUCACCUGAACACGGCCGUGGCCCCAUCCAUCCCCCCCACCACGCAGAUGUACAAGCAGGAGCGAAACACCAACAGAGCUGCGGGGACCCUCAGAGAGAACAGCCUGGAGCACCUCCAGCCCACCAAGGUGGCUGGAGAGGAGAGGCUCCUGCAUGGCUCCACUCGUUUGUCCUCAGGGACCUCCAGCCCAGCAGCCCCUUCCUGCUGGGUGGCCUCUGUGUUGCAGAUGUGGCUUCUGCUCGCUCCUGUUGUGCUGAGCCUACCUGUGAUGUGA